Molecule: messenger RNA, 2372 nt
Organism: Synchiropus splendidus (mandarinfish)
Lineage: Eukaryota; Metazoa; Chordata; Actinopteri; Syngnathiformes; Callionymidae
Gene: nog2
Product: noggin 2
Exons: 1
Coding region: 972-1610 (212 amino acids)
Biological process (GO): osteoblast differentiation; negative regulation of cell differentiation; dorsal/ventral pattern formation
Source: RefSeq, a predicted model, not a curated record
GCCGUGUGCCUCAACAGCGCCAAGUCUCUCAGACUUGUGAAGUAGCAGCGACUGACUGGGACUUCUUCAGUGGACGAAAGAGAGACGCUCCCGCAGGACUGAAGUUUGCUGCGAGCGCGCAAAAAGGUCCCCCGUAUUUUGGGACUGACUUGUCACGUGGAGCUUUUCUGAAUGGAUCCAGCGCCGCAGAAGUGAAGGACACUCCGGAGAGAGCUUUUCUGGAAACGCGCGCCGACUGCAAGUGGGAAUAUUAAACAGCUGCAGUUGGGAACAUCUGCUCAUAUCAAUGGACUGCCAGUGAGGCACAAGCUGAGAGCGCACUUUCAAGCGAACUCUGGAAGAGCCUCAGAGAGGUGCGCAUAUCCACGGCUGGAAAUACCUCACAGAGACAUUGUGUACAUGGAUUGUGCGUCCUGGGAUCUUGUCACACCAGCGCGCGUCAAGCGACGUUACAGCCAAGUUUUAAAAACCCGUGCGUAAAAAUAACGCCGGCUCAGACAGAGUGACUUUAUAAACGGGGCGAACUUCCCCUUUUCUGCUUCCCUGGAACUAUUCUGAACGCACUUCAUUCCAUGCAGCUCUCUGCUCGGCUGCUGUCAUCCAGUGCAGACACUUCGUCGAGGGUUUCAGUCGCUGGUGGUUGCCAUGACAACCGAUAGAAACCCAAAGUGAAUCCAAUGCAGCGGGGAGAGGCCGGACUGAGAGCGUGAAGGGAAUUUUACUUUUUUUUUUUUUUUUUUUUUUUUUUUUUAAUUGAACACUCCGCACCAGAGGGAGACCCACAAAGUUACAAGCAAAUAUUUACUGCGCUCCACGUCCAUCACAGCAGACGUGGUCUAUUAAAAGUGUGGCCGCGUGCUGGUGCUGCUGGUUGGACUUCUACUAUUUAUGAAGCCCCCAGCGUGUCAUUGCAACAGUGACAGAGCAAAGAACUGAUUGCUUUUGAAGAGAAGGUGCGUGAAAGACAAGGAAUGAUGGGCCUCUCUCAAACGCUGCUCAUUUACGCGUUGGUGUGCGUUCACCUCGGAGUUUCCCAGCAUUACCUGCGUGUCCGUCCAUCCCCCAGUGACCACCUCCCCGUGCCACACCUGAGGGAGGACCCUGACCCGGAGUACGACCCCAGAGAGCAGGACCUGGUGGAGAGGACUCUGAGGAAAAAACUCGGGAGUCACUUUGACCCCAACUUCAUGUCCAUCACCUCCCCCAUGCUGGUUAACGUCUCCAGCUCGGACAACCAGGUGAAGCUGCAGGGGCCAAUGCCCAAUGAGAUUAGAAAGCUGGACCUUACAGAGACCCCCUACGGGAAGCGGGUUAAAGUGGGCAAGAAAGCCCGCAGGAAAUUUCUGCAGUGGCUGUGGACCUACACGCACUGUCCAGUGGUCUACACGUGGAAGGACUUGGGUGUGAGGUUCUGGCCGCGGUACAUCAAGGAGGGGAACUGUUUCUCUGAGCGUUCCUGCUCGUUUCCAGAAGGGAUGUCUUGCAAACCAGCCAAGUCAAUCAACAAGAUGUUCCUGCGGUGGUAUUGCCAAGGUUUUUUAAGACAGAAAUACUGUACGUGGAUACAGGUGCAAUACCCGAUCAUCUCAGAGUGCAAGUGUUCGUGCUGACUCUCCCACUGGAAGUAGUGGAGCUGGACUGGAAAUACAGUUUCUAUUGCACUGUUAACUCUCGACAGAGGUGGGCACCAUAGCAAAUCUAUUUUUUUAUAUAGCAUUUUAAGUGAAAUACCAACAUUGUACAUAUUUAAAAAAGAAUGCAGCUAUUUUUUCUAAUUGAAGCAGGACCAUAUUAUAUCUCAACCCUGGACUGUUUUGGGCGGGGGAAUCACACGAGCACUUCGAAAGGAAGAGCUUUUUUUUUUUUUUUUUCCUUUUUUAAAAAUAUUUUUAUUUACCAUGAAAAGCUACUCCUCUCCAAGAGGUGAACGUUGUGUCUUUUUUUCUUUUUCAACUGAACAUUGACUGUUAUUUCACUGCAAUGCUGCCUAGAGUUUUUCUUUUUGUAUAAUAUUAAUAUCAAUAAUAAUAAAUUGUAAAAAGAAAAGUUGAGGUUAAAGAUAUAUAUAAAGGCGUGAACUCAGCUUUUUUUUUCUUUUGAAUACAUAGUAUUGUAGAAAUACACAAAUCUGUAUGUUUUUAUUUAUUAUUUUAACGAUUGUGAGUAUAGAGGAAAGAGAAUAGCAGAGUAUACCAGAAAAAAAAUAUGGGAGAUGUCUACUUGAAUAUUUCAAAAAAUACGAAAAAAAAAGUCAAUAAAUGAAUAUGAAGAAAAAAAAAGCAUUGGUGUACCUGUUAUGGUUGUGGCAAUAAAGUUUCAUCAUGUGUUAGUGUCAAUCCAUGUGGUUUUGAGUCUGUAUAUAUUGAGGUGGU